Rhineura floridana is the source of this 3110-nucleotide messenger RNA. It is a transcript of the gene KLHL15, whose product is annotated as kelch like family member 15. The transcript has 8 exons. Gene Ontology annotation, molecular function: protein binding. Gene Ontology annotation, cellular component: nucleus; Cul3-RING ubiquitin ligase complex. Gene Ontology annotation, biological process: nuclear protein quality control by the ubiquitin-proteasome system; protein ubiquitination. Bases 972 to 2786 code for a protein of 604 amino acids. NCBI's taxonomy places the organism in Eukaryota, Metazoa, Chordata, Lepidosauria, Squamata, Rhineuridae. The record is from RefSeq and is a predicted model, not a curated record.
UUGGGGGAGGAAGCCAUGGCAAUUUAACAUACAGCAGAGCAAUUUUAUGUAGGGCCUCUUUUAAAUCCCACCGAGUUCCAUGGGGCUUUGUCCCAUAUAAUGAUGCAUACGAUUUUAGCCCGAGAGAAGCUUGUGUAUUACAAAAUUAUAUCUCAAAGAUGUCCUAGUUAAGAGUUGUAAGCGCCUCUCCCGAAGUACAUACACUCUCAGAAAACCGGGAGGCAGCUUUUUGGACAAUGUAUGAACUAUAUACUUGGAAAUGGAAACUGGUGAAACCAAGACGGGAGAUGGGGAAGAAAGGAGGCAGAUUUUGUGCGAUAACGAGUACCCCGGUGGCGGCGGCGCGGGCGGCGGUGGCGGAAGUGACGGUCAGUGUGGGAUGCUUAUCGUUGGGGGAAGAUGGAGACUGUGGCUGUGCAGCUAGGCAGUGAAGAAGUAACCCAGAGACCCCUCUACAGGUUCAGCGGGAAGGACUGUGUCUUCAGUGCUGCUGAGAGGAGCUCAAGGUGGUGUACGUGGUUAUCCCUCUUCUUAUUUAAUCCCCACAACAACUCUGUGAGCCUGGCUUAGGCUGUGUGACAAGAAAACAAGUUACAUCCAGCCUUCUCACCAAAAACAACCAUCAGUAACUAUUGGAAUGAGUGUGAUAUUUCUUCAAAAAUGGAGAUAUCUAUGUCAGACUUUAUAUCAACGUUCAAAGUGCUAAAAUAGAAUGCAGCCAGGAAUAUUUCUCAUAUCUGAAGAAGUCUUUGAGAAAUCUUGUUCAACUGGUCAUCCUUCACAUGAAGAGGUCAUAUGAACUGCACUGCUCAUAAAAGAACUCCCUGUUCCUUAUGUUGGGAAGUAUUAUCCUUUUCUGAUUUGUCAAAUAGCCUCUUCACAACAGCUUGUUGCUUGGAACUAUGCCAGAUGGAUGACAGAAGGAUCCAGCAAUGCAAAAGUAGGACUAACAAUUGCCAAGGAGGUGAUUCAUGGCAGGGGACGUGGAAGGAUUUACUUCCUCCAUCCAUGACACCAGCGUCUCUGCUGGGUUCAGAACACUGUAUGAGGAGGGAUUGCUUCUUGAUGUCACUCUUAUGAUUGAGGAUCACCAAUUUCAGGCUCAUAAAGCAUUGCUUGCCACCCAAAGCGAUUAUUUCAGGAUUAUGUUCACUGCUGAUAUGAGGGAGCGAGAUCAGGACAAAAUCCACUUGAAAGGUCUUACUGCAACAGGCUUCAGCCAUGUUCUCCAAUUCAUGUACUAUGGAACCAUUGAACUGAGUAUGGGCACUGUUCAUGAGAUCCUGCAGGCUGCCAUGUACGUCCAGCUUAUUGAGGUGGUGAAGUUUUGCUGCUCCUUUCUCUUAGCAAAAAUCUGCUUGGAAAACUGUGCAGAAAUUAUGAGACUCUUAGAUGACUUCAGUGUAAACAUUGAGGGCGUCAGAGAAAAGUUGGAUUCCUUUUUGUUAGAAAACUUUGUGCCUCUCAUGGCCAGACCUGACUUCUUGUCCUAUCUGAACUUUGAAAAGCUUAUGACUUACUUGGAUAAUGAUCAUCUGAGCAGGUUCCCAGAGAUAGAGCUCUACGAGGCUGUUCAGGCUUGGCUGCGGCAUGAUAGAAGACGCUGGAGGCAUACCGACACCAUCAUUCAGAACAUCAGGUUUUGUUUGAUGACACCAUCCAGUGUUUUUGAAAAGGUGAAAACAUCGGAAUUUUAUCGUUAUUCCCGGCAAUUGCGGCAUGAGGUAGAGCAAGCUAUGAAUUACUUCCAUAGUGUGCACCAGCAGCCGUUGAUGGAAAUGAAAUCAAAUCGCAUCCGUUCUGCCAAACCCCAGACUGCAGUAUUUAGAGGAAUGAUAGGACACAGCAUGGUAAACAGCAAAAUCCUUCUCCUGCAUAAGCCAAGGGUCUGGUGGGAGUUGGAAGGUCCACAGGUACCAUUACGACCAGACUGCCUUGCUAUCGUUAAUAAUUUUGUAUUCUUAUUGGGUGGGGAAGAGCUGGGGCCAGAUGGUGAGUUUCAUGCUUCCUCCAAAGUGUUCAGAUAUGAUCCAAGACAAAAUUCUUGGUUGCGAAUGGCAGAUAUGUCUGUACCACGCUCAGAAUUUGCUGUUGGUGUUAUUGGAAGGUACAUCUAUGCAGUGGCUGGAAGGACAAGAGAUGAGACCUUUUAUUCAACAGAGCGAUAUGACAUCACAGAAGAUAAGUGGGAGUUUGUGGAUCCCUAUCCAGUCAAUAAAUAUGGACAUGAAGGAACUGUUCUUGGUAACAAGUUGUACAUCACUGGUGGAAUAACAUCCUCUUCCACAUCUAAGCAGGUGUGUGUAUUUGAUCCCAGUAAAGAAGGAACUGUGGAGCAGCGGACAAGAAGGACUCAAGUAGUCACUAAUUGUUGGGAAAACAAAUGCAAAAUGAAUUAUGCAAGAUGCUUUCACAAGAUGCUUUCUUAUAAUGGCAAGCUUUAUGUUUUUGGAGGUGUCUGUGUAAUCCUGAGGGCCUCCUUUGAGUCUCAAGGGUGCCCUUCCACAGAAGUUUAUGACCCAGAAACUGAUCAGUGGACUAUUUUGGCUUCUAUGCCAAUUGGUAGAAGUGGCCAUGGUGUAGCUGUGUUGGACAAACAGAUAAUGGUUCUUGGGGGCCUUUGUUAUAAUGGUCACUACAGUGAUUCAAUUCUCACUUUUGAUCCUGAAGAUAAUAAAUGGAAAGAAGAUGAAUACCCAAGAAUGCCAUGCAAGCUAGAUGGCUUACAAGUUUGUAGCCUACACUUUCCUGAGUAUGUGCUGGAACAUGUUAGACGUUGCAGCUAAAAGAAGUUACCUAUAAAACUAUUUAUAAUUUGAUGGGAUGGAGGGGUGGGGUUAGGGAAUGCAGAUUUAAGCCCACUGAAGAUAUUGCCCUGUAUGAUACACCUCUUAACUUAAUAAAGAGAAAAAAGGAAGUGUACAGGGAAUGCAUCUACCCAGUUUAUUAGGAAUGCCAAUACCUGUGGUUUCAUACUGAUUUUAUUUUUUUACAUGCUAUUACUGUUUUGAGAGAAAAACAAGCUGUUCUUCCAUUUAAUGUGUUUUAACUCCAUUCUGUGUGUGCAGAGACAUGCUUCAAGAAGCACUGAAAUAUACUCUUAUUUGCAA